Messenger RNA from Heteronotia binoei (common prickly gecko), 2070 nucleotides. Its product is annotated as cation channel sperm-associated auxiliary subunit epsilon-like. Gene Ontology annotation, biological process: flagellated sperm motility; sperm capacitation. NCBI's taxonomy places the organism in Eukaryota, Metazoa, Chordata, Lepidosauria, Squamata, Gekkonidae. The record is from RefSeq and is a predicted model, not a curated record. The transcript has 13 exons. Gene Ontology annotation, cellular component: sperm principal piece; CatSper complex. Bases 1 to 2070 code for a protein of 689 amino acids.
AUGCAGUGCCUCAGUGUUGGUGAUCUUGAUUCACAUCAGUAUAACCUCUUUGGGGGCAGGAAGGUCAUUCUUGCUGAGAUGCUGAAUGAUGAUGGCAUCCAUCGGCCAAAUGCACGGUUUGCAGAAAGGCUGAAAUUGCUCACUCAUAUAGAACCAAAAUCUUUGUCAGAGGAUGACUCACUGAAGAAGGCACUGCAGUUAGACACAUCACAGGACCACGUUGACUUUCGAGACUUAUGCCAGUUGAUCCAGUUCAUCUUGGCACAGGAAGGACUCUCUUUGGUGGCUUCCAGUGAUGUACUGUAUGACCUGGACUCCACUGAUAUUGGAACAAUUUGCCUGAAUUUAUUAUUUCUUUCUUCCUCAUCACCAUGGGAAAAGAAUUCAGAAGUAUUAAGUGAAUUUAUCAUAUGGACAGAAGAUACCAUUUUUCUUGGAAGACAUGGUAACUUGUUUUUCCAAAUAGCGGAUACAAUAAUCCUUAAGAACCUCCUAGGACUACAAUCAAAUGCUGAUAUAGCUUUAAUCAACGCUUGCUAUGAUUCACGGGUUCCUGAAAUUUCCAUCUUGAUAGCCUGCACUGGGUGUAGCUCCUCCAGGAUGUUUUUUUUGGCAGUGUAUGAUGAAGAUGGUCUGUGGUUCUUGAAAAAUUUUUACCUACCUGCACCUACAGGUAGAACUCUAGAUAUGAUAGUUGUAAAUUCAGCAGUCUCAUCCAUGCUACUGUGGGACAAUGACAAGGUCUAUUAUUCUUACAAAGGAAAUCGAGUUAAUGGGUAUAUUAAAGUAUCUGGCUCAGACAGUCUAUUAUCUGCCGCAUCAGAAGGAACAACUAUUCAACAGAUUAUUAUUGACCAUGGUGAAAACACUAUAAUAAAAAUGAAAAACAAUGUCAUGUACUUCUUUAAAUUUACAAUGAAAGAUGUCAUAAAGCUCCAUGCUUGGGAAAGUGAAAGCAAAAACUGUAUCUUGUACGUGAAUCCACAUGGUGGCUUUUAUUUACUGACUGUCAAUGGUUCAAACAUACAUCGUCAGGUAUAUCCACUGAGAACUGAAGUACUUAGUGCUACACAAACAUCACAAGAAGCCUGUCCAUAUAUAUCAUUUCAACACAGUAUGAAAUCAAAUGUUUAUUAUGUGGACAUGGGAAAUAAUGUGACCUUUUGGACGCAGAUAGUCUUUCUGGAAAACCUGGGAUUAUUUACAGAGGUUACAAUCCACAAAUCAGACUUGCUGAAACAAAAAACAUAUCUUAAUUAUGAAAUAGCCCGUGGAAUUUGUACUAAGAACAAGACAAUAACAUUGUAUCAUGACCAAGAUUACAGUCAAGCAUUCAGUUAUAAAGAUGCAUUGAGCAAGUCAACUGGUAUUAUGACAGUUGAAGUGCAACCUUCUUCAACUGGACGACAAUGUAUUGCUUCCCCCAAGAUAUCUCAUAUUUAUGUUGGCUGCCCUCCAAAAAAACGUGUGCUGGUUUUAAAGCAAGUUGCCCAGAAGCGGACCUUGCUGAAGACGCCCAAGACGUGUCUCUCGCAGAGGGAGCGGCCGUCUUUGCUGGGGCUGGUGCGGCGCUUGGAGGCCGAGACGCGCUCGCUGUUGGACUCGCGCGCCUGCCGCUUCUGCCGGAUCAGCGAGCUGGCGAUAGCCGCCGCCAUGGCCACACCGACUGCGCGGGCGGGCCCCGGUCACAGCAGCAGGCCGCUAGCCGGCGGCGGUGUCGCCCCACCGCGGCUCUCCAUCGGGGCGGGCAGCAGAAGCCCCAGGCCCGGCCUCCCCCCGCCCGCCCCCAGACGCCUCCCGGCCUCCCUGCUUUGCGCCUCUGUCCGACGGGAGGGCUCUGCAGCCAGGCGGGCGGAUUGGGAAAUAAGCUACAAUAAAAAACUAUAUGGUUGCCCAAUAGAAUGGUUUUAUGAAAAACCAUUUCGUCCUACUGUUGCCUUAUAUGAAAACAGGACUUUUGUUCAGUUUGUUGAGUCAGAAUAUGUACUGCUGGAGGUUAAUGGCAGGACUGAUUUUCUCUACAAUGCAACGAUGGCACAGUUUGGAUCCACAGUACAAGUGGAGAAGUGA